Molecule: messenger RNA, 2732 nt
Organism: Cucurbita moschata (crookneck pumpkin)
Lineage: Eukaryota; Viridiplantae; Streptophyta; Magnoliopsida; Cucurbitales; Cucurbitaceae
Product: splicing factor 1-like
Exons: 9
Coding region: 146-2503 (785 amino acids)
Biological process (GO): regulation of mRNA splicing, via spliceosome
Cellular component (GO): nucleus
Molecular function (GO): mRNA binding
Source: RefSeq, a predicted model, not a curated record
AAACAAGGGAACCGCAUACCGGACGCCGGACGGGAGACACCGUGUCUGUCUGAAGCCAUUCCCAGAGAACUUGGUUAUGUGCGGCAAUUCUUCAUCGUGCGUUCAGUUCUGAAGAAGAUAGUGGUUCAGGUGAUUGGGGAAGAAUAUGAGUGCAGAGGUUGAAAAGGCAUCUUGUAUCGAGUCUAGAAGUGCAAAGAUGUCUGGAGCAACUGUUACUUCUGCUGCACCUAUGGGAAGCCAAAAGGUUUCCAUGUUUGCAGCAAAGACUGGGUUUGUUAUACCAAAAAACAAACUUUCAGGGUCUUUGGUUCCCAUCUUCCGAGUGAACAAAAAGUUGGGAGGGAAUGAAUCCGCUAAUGGAGAAAAUGUGAAACAGACCCAAAGAAAUACAAAGUGGGGUCCUGAUUUAACACAGGAUACUGCUGUCAGAAAGGGGAGGCUCAUAGCUUAUCAGACUCGAUUGGAACAAAUCAGGGUACUCCUUAAAUCUGGAACUUUGGAGGUUCCAAAGACACAAGUUUCUGAAGCUGAGAAUGUGGAUGAUAAUUCCCCUGGACCUCAAGGGAAUAAUAAGAAUAUACAGGCGCUGAACAAUGAACUUUUGGAACUUGAAAAACGUGAAGUUAUUGGUGAAAUACUAAAACUGAAUCCAAGUUAUAAGGCCCCUCCUGAUUAUAGGCCCUUGUUGAAAGAGGACAGCUUACCUCUCCCGGUUAAAGAAUAUCCUGGUUACAACUUUAUUGGCUUAAUAUAUGGCCCCAGUGGUGAAAAUCAAAAGCGAUUAGAAAAGGAGACUGGAGCCAAAAUACGAAUUUGCGGCAUUAAAGCAGGGACAGGUGAAAAGGAUGAAAUUAAACCAACUGAUGUACACGAAACUCAGAACGCUUAUGAAGAGCUGUACGUUUGCAUGUCAGCUGAUACAUUUGAUAAGAUUGAUGCUGCAAUUUCUGUUAUUGAACUCCUAAUCACCUCAAUAUCGGGAAAUCUGGCCACUGGCUCCACAUUGUCUGACUUGGUUUCUACGGAGGAAAGUUCUUCCAGCCGAGCCGAGGGUACUACAGUCUCAAAUAUGGGGCAGACUCCUGUGCCGAACCAGGGGGUUAUGCAUCAACUACAAGUUUAUGCGCCAACUCCGAUGCAAGGCCAGUUUCGUUAUCCUAGUGCAUGGCCUUCUCACAAUUUACCGCCUGCUCCUGCAUUUAUUUCCCCACAAGAUCCUCCGUCAUCAUUUUCUCGUCCACCUGCUCCAGUUGCUUUCAAUCCAGCUUUCCGGGGCCCUCCUGUUCCUCCUCCAAGACAGCAGUUUCCUGCACAGGACUUGCAGCAACCUUUCAUGACUCAAACCAGUCACGUUGGCCAACCCAGAGUAAAUGCUUUGACAGUUCAACGCCCCUCAUUGGUUCCUUCUAAUGUCUCAAAUCCAAACUUCACUGGUAGUGGUCAAUUACCUUCAGGACCACUCCCGAAUAUGCCAGGAUCAUCAAUUCCCUCAGCUUUGCCUCAACUUGUUCCUGGUAGCAUUCCUCCUGGACCACGGCCUGACCGUCCAUUAGCACCUAGCAUAGUUUCUACUGGUUUUUCUGGUCCCGCAGUUGGCAGCUCAGCAUCUAUGGGUCCAAAUAACAUGGGGCAGAUGGCUCUAUCGAUUGCCCCACCCUUUCUGCCUCGUGCAGCUCCACCGCAUGGUGUUAAUUCUUCUGGCACAGCAUCUGCAAAUGCAGCAGUAGCCAAUGUAGAUGGAUAUGCAUCUUUUACUUCUGGGCCGCCCACCCCCCAAGCUAUGAGUAUACAUAAAAAUCACCCUAUUACACCUCCAAUUCCGUCACCCCAGAUGGGGCAUCGCCCACUAUUUGCAGCACAUAAUCCUGCUGGUAACUUCAUUGCUGGAUCUGCUUCAACCCCUCCAACACCACCUACCAAUACCAGCAAUUUUACAUUCCAACCACGUGGUCCACAAAAUCCAUCUCCUCAUACAAUUCUGAAUUUGAACAUUCAAAACACACCUACCGUACCUACAUUGCAACAGCCUGCAUCUGGGGCGCCAUCUUUCCAUCCAGCAGCCCCAAAUUUUAUGAGAGCUGCCAAUCAACCCUUUCCCGGACCUCAAGCUGGCAGCCAGAUAGGUAAUCAUCAAAUUCAAGAGGUAGCUUCAAAUCCUAUUGGCAUGCAGGUCUCGGCUAGGAUUCCUGCUUUCCUCGAUCAAGGUCCUCGAACACAACUGCAUCAAGGAAACUUUAGUCCAGCCAUGCAAAUGCAAAUGCAAAUGCCGAACUUGCCACGCAAUUUUACUCACAGACCCGGGAAUGCCAUGCAACUUGAACAAUGUUUCCCCAUGCGAGCUCCUCGACCUGAAGUCCGCUUUACUCCCCCACGGUACAGUAGCAAUCUGGCGUUUGUUUCUGGUAGGCCACCUCCCAUUUCCGGUGGGCAGCAAGUUUAUGAUCCAUUCUCGCCUACAUCUGUAGCUGGUACACAACAGCAGGGGAGCAAUCCGCCAAGGUGAAAACUGCUGAAGUGCAUUGGGUGUUUGUAGUUCUGAAUUUGUCAAGUGCUGCACUUCUACGACAGAGGGAAAAGCUCAGAUAGCCUGCUAAGGUCCGAAUGAGCACUCUUUGCUGAUAUAGAAAAGUUGACUUUUGUAUUCAUGUUUCGCUAAAAAAUAUGAUAGAUUUCUUGGAAUGGAUGUGAGUUGAUGCUUUGCUGGUGAAUGAUAGUCGUACCCUUUCAAUGGA